UCACAGACUCAGACAGAGAGAGUCGCUCAGAGGACGGUAGCAAGCCGAGGAUAGCCCAGAGGACGAUGGUCUAGGCGGAGAUCUUAGGGUAAAUUAGGGAAUGUAACUCGCGUACAUUCGUCUUUUUUUGGUCGGAGUGCGCCGGAGUCGCUUUAGCAUUUCGGUCGUCUCUUUUAAGCCGCUCUUGUUUUUCAUUCCGUCUCGUCGUCCGUCUCCUCUUUGAGAGAUAACGUUCCCAUGCGAUUCUUCAGACUCACCUUUAAGUGUUUCGUGGAUUGUUUUUGAAGGUGCUAUUUUAAUUCGGUGUCCUUUUCUUUUCCUUUUUUUAAAACGAUCGUAUCCCACCUUUAUUUACUGUCAUUUUACAAAAGGAGAAGCAGGCGAAUUGUGAAUCACAGACCCCCCUACUCGUUGCCAAUUUCGACUGUCAGCGUCAAACAAACAGACAAAAAAAGGUUUGACAUUGAAAAACGUGAUAAAAAGAGAAGGUGCGUUAUAACGAAUAUAACACUGCAGACUUGACAUCGCCUUUUACUGACAAAGGCAAAGGACCAGAUCCUGUUUUAAGCUAAACAGGGUCGCCAAGAGAAGAACAAAAGGACAUUCUGGUGCAUCAGAUAUUUAAAAAAAGGAGAAACAGACUUUUGGGGUUAUUUGGGAUCCCAGUUAAAGAUAACUAACUAAAUAUCUAAAUAAAUAAAAACCCCGCCGGUGGAAACAGAGAGAGUCAGGGAUGGAGAAACCGGAGUGCUGCGCCCUGAACGUGAUCCUGGCCGAGGAGGAGAAGAAGGGUCCGCUCAUCCCCAAUGGGAACCAUCAGGGUACUAACGGGACCCUGGUGCCCCCGGUGAGGGCGCUCCCGGAGCGUGAGACGUGGACCAGACAGAUGGACUUCAUCAUGUCCUGCGUGGGGUUCGCCGUGGGCCUGGGCAACGUGUGGCGAUUCCCCUACCUCUGCUACAAGAACGGCGGAGGAGUCUUUCUCAUUCCCUACGUGCUGUUUAUAUUUCUUGGGGGUAUUCCUAUCUUCUUCCUGGAGAUUGCUCUGGGCCAGUUCAUGAAGGCUGGAAGCAUCAACGUGUGGAACAUCGCACCACUCUUUAAAGGACUCGGCUAUGCCUCCAUGGUCAUAGUGUUUUUCUGCAACACCUACUAUAUCAUGGUCUUGGCCUGGGGUUUCUACUACCUCAUCAAGUCCUUCAGCGGCACGCUACCGUGGUCUACCUGCGACAAUGAGUGGAACACAGAGAGCUGCAUUGAGAUCUUCCGCCAUGAAGACUGCCAAAAUGGCACCAUCGGCAACUCCAGCUUCGGGAACAUGACCUGCGAGGAGUUAGCGAACGGCCGCUCACCUAUCAUUGAGUUUUGGGAGAAUAAGGUCCUGAACAUCUCAGAGGGUCUGGACGAGCCAGGCGCGCUGAACUGGGAGCUGAUUUUGUGUUUGCUUGCUGUCUGGGUGAUGGUCUAUUUCUGCGUCUGGAAGGGGGUGAAGUCAACAGGCAAGAUUGUGUAUUUCACUGCCACGUUCCCGUAUGUCGUCCUGAUCAUUCUCCUGGUCAGAGGGGUCACUCUUCCUGGGGCAUAUGAUGGGAUAAUGUACUAUCUCAAGCCUGACUGGUCUAAGCUAGGAGAGCCACAGGUUUGGAUCGAUGCUGGUACUCAGAUCUUCUUUUCUUACGCUAUAGGGCUUGGAGCGCUUACUGCACUUGGCAGCUAUAACCGAUUCAACAAUGACUGCUACAAGGAUGCAUUCAUGUUGGCCCUGAUAAACAGUGGCACCAGUUUCUUUGCUGGCUUUGUGGUCUUCUCCAUCCUGGGCUUCAUGGCAUCUGAGCAGGGCGUGGACAUCUCAAAAGUGGCCGAGUCAGGGCCUGGCCUGGCGUUCAUAGCGUACCCUAAAGCUGUGUCUCUGAUGCCUGUGGCACCGGUCUGGGCAGCCCUCUUCUUCUUCAUGCUGUUGCUGCUGGGGCUAGACAGUCAGUUUGUUGGAGUGGAAGGUUUUGUAACUGGCAUUCUUGAUCUUUUCCCUGGAAAGUAUUACAUGCGUUAUCGUCGAGAAAUUGCUGUGGCGAUCUGUUGUUUAUUGUGCUUCAUUAUAGAUCUCUCCAUGGUUACACAGGGGGGGAUGUACGUCUUCCAGCUUUUUGACUAUUAUUCAGCCAGUGGUAUGACCCUGUUGUGGCAGGCAUUCUGGGAAUGCGUGGUUGUCGCCUGGGUUUAUGGUGCUGACAAGUUCAUGGAUGACAUCGCCCGUAUGAUCGGUUACCAGCCUUUCCCUUGGAUGAAGUGGUGCUGGUCGUUUAUUACUCCAUGUGUUUGCAUGGGUAUAUUUCUGUUUCACCUGCUGAACUACAAGCCUCUUACCUACAACAAUGUGUAUGUGUACCCGUGGUGGGGGGAGGUGAUUGGAUGGUGUCUGGCUCUUUCCUCCAUGCUCUGCAUCCCUGUUAGCCUUGUCUACAAACUCUCCGGAGCCAAGGGAAGCUUCAGAGAGCGCUGGGAAAAUCUGACCAAACCAGUGUGGGGUGCCCAUCACCUGGAGUACAUGGCGCCUGACACAGACAUCAAAAGCUUGGCCUCCCUGUCCCCAGGUACUGAGGAGAACAAGGUCAUCAUCUUUGAGAGUGUCAUGUAGACUAAUCAUCUGCAGUAAAGCCCAUACCUGCCCUCCAAAGACAAGCUGCUAGUAACAACUUUUUAUUGCAGUUUAAUUAGGGGUGCACAAUGUGUUGGCAAAAAUGUAAUGUAAUUGUUUUAAACGGUUUUAUGUUGUAAUAUCAGCCCAUAAUUUAGCCCUUUUUAGCUGACGCACACACAGAAACAAGUAAUCACGAGUGCUAGGCAUCUCCAUACUUUUUAGCUCUUUUAAAAGACUAGCAUGGUGGAUAACACUGUCCCGCAACAUCACAGGAUUGAUUACCCGUCCAGACAAGAACACCAGAUUCAGCAAUACAACUACUAAUGCUACAUUUUGCUAAUGUACAUGUCAGCUAUAUGUGAAAUAUUUACAUAAAAUAAUGCAAAGGUUUACAGCGAUUGUCAUGUCUGAUUUAGCUCUCACAGCUAUGUAAGAGUAAUCAGUGUUUAUAUUAAAUUAAUCUGUGUUAACCAACUAAUCAUUAGUGUUUUAAUGUUAUGUUCACUGCACUUCAUGUGCCUUUCGAGUGACCUCACAGAGCAAAAAGUUAAAACUACACAGUUCUAUGAAUCGGUAUUGUCCAUAAAAAUGAUCAGUUGUUGUUAUCAGGCCAGAAAUUCUAUAUCAUACCUCCCUAAUUUAAACUGAUUUUUAACCUUAUAGCAACAGUCAGAGCAACAUGAUAUCUUUAAUGCAAGAAGGAGUUGACAGGAAGGUGAUGGCUGAUUCAUUGCUGCUCCAUCUCUCACUCACAAAAAUAUACUGAGUGUAUUCAGCAGAGUGUGCACUGUAAUUUAAAUGUAGUGCACUGUAUUUAAAUUUAGCUGCACACUAACAGCUUGUCAUUGGAAAGGCGAUUGGGUCAGGCAGGGCAGAAACAUCUGAGGUGUAGCUCAUCUUCACCAUCACCUCCUCACCUCUCAGAAAAGGGCAGAAUUCCCACAGGCCACUUCACACAGGUUUCCUUUACAUUCACACAAACCAGCUAUGUGUGCUUCAGAUGAGGGGUGUUACAGGGCAACACAUGGAGAGGUAUUGGCCUGUCCAGUACAAUCUACAGACUUAUUAAUGACCAUUUAGGCAUAGAUGUAGUUGGGGCCUCUACAUUUAAAGUAAGGGCCAAAAAUGUCGUAUCUAUGGUAACGUUGUUCCUAAGUAUCUUUUAAUACAGUAUUAAUUUUACUACGUAUUUAUGUAAAUUUAGGCUACAAUCAUAUUAAAAGUAGUUUUUAUGCUGUAGACUUUACACUACUAAAAACUUAUACUAAUAAAUAUACUAAAAUUUUGAGGUCUUUUUUACGUUUUGUUUCUAGUUUUCCUUUGUUGUUUAUCUUUAUUACCCGGUGAAGUUGAAAAAACAGCCGUCCAGUAAUAAUAUUGUAAAUAAGCUGUUUCAAAUAGAUAAGGCCAUAUUAAAAGUUAAUAAAUCUCCUUUUUAUUGCCGACUUGAAGUUUUAUUGAAUGUGUCUGCGUGCAAGAUGUGAGACAUCAACAUUGUGUGUAAAACACAAUUCAGUUUAACCCGUGUGCCAAACAGCAUGCUUUUUUCCAUCUCUAUUCAGAGAAUGGAUUUGGUUGCCAUAAACAAUCGAGAUUUUAUCUGCCUAGUUAAGAAUAUACUGUAUUUGUGCUAUGUCUUGUCAGUAAAUGGUUUUGGUGAUAUCUAAAACAGCUGUCCUUGUAGAAGCGAGGCAGCUGUCCUGAGUGAGGGAAAUUUGUGAAGGUGCCUACAAACCACAGUGAUCAGUGCUGCACUUUUGUUUUUCUUUUCAUAUUGGAUUUUUGUAAAUAUAUAUGAUUUGAACACUAAAUUUGGAUUCAAUCUGGAAUUAAAGCAGAGUCAGUUAUGGUGUGACUUAUGCUUAAGUUAUAAUCUUGAAAAAUGUGGCUAUUACAGAACAGUGAUUUUGGAAUAUUUAAAUAAAAUCAGUAAACGUGAACAGAUCAGAUGACCAUAAAUGUACAGUGUAUGAGUUCAGUGCAGGCUGUAUGAAGGUGGGAGGACUACCACAGACAGGAACUGCAGGGGCUUUUUGCCAAUAUCAGUGGAGGUCUAUAAUAAUAAUAAUAAUAAGAAAUAAAUUCUUUAGCUUAAGGUUUCUGCAGUGAUGAUUUACAGCAUAAGCACCAGAGGUGACAGUUGCCAAACUUUGCCUUUUAUUGUUUGUCUUAAGAGCCCAUUGAUGAGCAUUAAUAGCCAAGUUUCUAGCAGGCCUUCCAAUGAACCGGCCUAAUCACAAAACUGUGGGAAUUCUGCCCUUUUUCUUUAUGAUAGAGAAUACACUAAGCCAUUAUAACGUCAUUGUAGAAAUACUUAGAAUGUAAAAAAUAGAUGAAAUGAUGUACAACUUCAAAAUGCAUUUGCACAUUGUUGUAAAAAUAAUCUUGCUAGCACUUUUUAAUCGUGUUAGGAUAAGACUUUUUUGUUUGUUUAAGUUUUACAUAUUGUGAAAUAAAUCAGAGAUUUAUUUUGUGAAGGCUUUUAUUUUGCUGAUACACACACAAAAAAUCUCUCUAUAUAUACUAUAAAUAUGUAUUAAAUAUCUGUGUGGUAUAUUUUAAAAGUUUGCUGCAGUAUGAAUUUUGAAUUUUUGAUAAAGAAUAAACUUUGGAAAGGGAGUUGUUAACGAAUUGCUGCAAUGCCAUUGCAGAGAGGAAUAUAAGUCAGCACAUUGGAUUGAUUUUAUUAUAAAUAUCAAAGCUUGUGUGUAUUUGUGUGUGUUAAGUACAGUAUUUUCUGCUGACAACCCAGGGACCAACUAGUGAUAUUAAGUACUUUCCAUUUUUUACAAAUUGAUGGAAAUGAAGCAAAUUUCACCUUUCUGUGAUUGAAAACAGUUCUCUACAACAUACAUGUGUAAUUCAGAAAAGGUUGUAAAUUGGAAUUUUAUUUAUAUAUAUUUAUUUGACAAGAUGUUAAAUCUGUGUUUGGAUUCAAUGUUCUGUUCUUUCUUCUAUGAACAGAUAUAUGCCUUCAGCACACUGUCCAUUGAAAUUAAUAUAAUCCCUUAGUGCUCCUUAGUCAGAGCAUGCUAGCCUUGUGCUAGCUUGGAGUUCAUGGCCUUCUGAUUAGACCAAAACCAGCAAAACUGCCCAUAAUGAUGACUGAUCCCUGUGUUGUGUUGGCCAUUGUGACACACUAAAGCCACUUUAGAAGAGUCCCCCCCCUCUUUACAGUCCUUUUGUCCAAGCAGGGCCCUGGGUUGGUCACUUAAUAUGUUACAUAGUCAUUGUGUGUCGAAAACAAAAAUGAAAUGUACAUUACCAAAAAAGAGAGAAAAAAAUGGUCAUUUCAUUUUUUGUGCUCUGCCAAAUUGUUCUCGACAGUAUCUUUGUCCCAAAGACUUGCUAACAGAAAACUAUAGGGUGUAUGUAGUCUAGUUAGUCGUUUGGAUUAAAAGGGAAAGAUUUUAGAUAUAAGUUCUUUUAGAUAUUUUAGAGUGCAAAUUUUACAUUCACAUAAUUAAAACACUAAAAUUAUUUACAGUGUUAUACUUUACUAUAAAUGGAGACAGCUCUUACUUUUAAAUAUUAUAAAUUAAUUUGCUAAAAAUCUCUUUGUUUUAGUAGAGCUAUGAAGUACCUAAAAUAAUUAUUAAUAUUAUAAAGUACUAAUAAUUAACCAGUGUUAUCCAACCGAAUAUACUGUGUAUGCCCUAAAAGAGAAUCUUUUCCAGAAAUGUACUAAAUAUCUCACUAUAUGUUCAUGUAAUCAGAUUUACUUAAUGAAAACAAUAGAAUUGUUUAUGAAGUUGUUCCGGUACUCUCAUGUUAAGUGAUGGACGAUAAAAAAGGGGGAAACUAAAAAAAACACUCUGCCAUGCUGUUAGGGACAUACGGGGUAGAAUAUACGCGUAGACCACACAAGAUUUUAGUGAUAGACUAUAAAAACCCUUCGGAUGAGGAUACUGUCUAGAAGGUUCUCAAUAGCACCGUGGAUUUGGUGAUUAAUUCAGUGAAAUCUUUAAUUGUUGUGCUUUGUAACAUACUGUGAGCUGUAACUAUGGUCUUCCAUCCGUCAGCUGAAGUAGUAAUAAUAACAGAAAUGAAGACUUGUACAGUAAAUGUCAUUGACCACGCAGGAGUCGAUCACUCAUCUUGCGGUAUCCCUCACCAUGUAAAGGGCUUCAUGCUUUAUACCACUGUGAUUGUGCUGAAGAUCCACUCGCCCAUAUCAAAGCAACAAAUGGCAAUAAACUAACUCCAUGAGAA
This is a messenger RNA of Pygocentrus nattereri (red-bellied piranha), 6850 nucleotides long. It is a transcript of the gene slc6a8, whose product is annotated as solute carrier family 6 member 8. The coding region runs from base 734 to 2635 and encodes 633 amino acids. The record is from RefSeq and is a predicted model, not a curated record. Gene Ontology annotation, biological process: sodium ion transmembrane transport. The transcript has 13 exons. Gene Ontology annotation, cellular component: membrane. Lineage: Eukaryota; Metazoa; Chordata; Actinopteri; Characiformes; Serrasalmidae.